CCCAUGCAAAUUAGUGGAAGCCUUCUCAACUCCAAAAGCCUAACUGACCCUCUAAAUAUAUGUUCCUCCCUUUUCUUCAUUAGCUCAAAUAUACACUCAAAGGUUCAAAUGAUGGCUGUUGUUCCCACUUUUUUCCAAAUAAGAAACUUUAACGAAACGAUUUCCAAGCCUAAUAAGAGAGUAUGUGUUUGCAAAUGGGAUGUGGUGGUUUCAAAGGAUAAUCUACCAACUUUCGUCUCCUACUCCAAACAUCAUACUUGGGAAAUACAUGAUAACGAUUCGUCUGUCGUUACGAUCUCGACGAGAGCGAGGAAGUCGAGAAGAGGGUUGAAAGCAUUAUUGCACCAUGUGAGAUGCAGUAAUGGUUUGGAUUUUGAGCACUCAAAAGUAUCAGAAAAAUUAAGUCAGGUUUGGGAGUGUAGUACUAAUGAGAAGCAAUUGAGAUCACUGGGUUCUUAUUUUGGAAGGCUUCAAGGUGUUGGGGAUAGGAAAAAUUUAGAUUCUUUAAAGAAGAUGAAAGUUCUUGAUACAGGUCAGUUCAAAGCAAAGAAGGAGCUUCAAUUGCUUGAUGCUUAUUUUCAAAAAGUUGAUAAAGCAGAUACAGGUUUGCACAAACAUCCUCUGUCUAGUUUUGAUGAACAAGAAGAAGGCAAAUUGGUGUUCACAACAUCCCCUUCCGAAGAUCGCGUUAAAGAUGACGAAUUGCAAAUACGACAUGUGAAAUUGAGUGGUAUGAUUCACAAAAGCAUGCCAAACAAAACUCAACUACAAGAAGAAGAAGUUUGUGAUCUCUAUUUGAUAAGUGCUUUGGUAUCUAUAAAUAUAGCAGUUUUCUUAUUUGAAGUAGCCAGUCCAGUGAAAAACUCAGAACUACAACUCUUUUCACUUCCUUCUCUAUAUGGAGCAAAGAUCAAUGAGCUGAUUCUAGUAGGAGAAUGGUGGAGGCUUGUUACACCUAUGUUUCUGCAUUCAGGGGUUCUUCACGUUGCUCUCAGUUGUUGGACACUUCUUACAUUUGGCCGCCAAGUUUGUAGAGAAUAUGGUCCCUUUACAUUUUUCUUGAUCUAUGUCUUAGGAGGAGUUUCUGGUAAUCUCACCAGCUUUCUUCAUACUCCCGAUCCAACUGUGGGGGGGACGGGGCCAGUGUUUGCAAUGAUUGGAGCUUGGCUUAGUUACCAAUUCCAGAACAAAGAUGUUAUGACAAAGGAUGUUUCAGACAAGAUGUUUUUGAAAGCAUUAGUUGCAGCUGUCAUAAGUUCCAUCUUAAGCAAUAUCGGUCCCAUUGAUGAAUGGACUCACACAGGAGCAGCUUUUAGUGGAAUGUUAUAUGGGUUUCUAACAUCCCCAAUUGUGGAGGUCAAUGAUGCUUCUUCUUCUUCUUCUUCAAGAAGAGGCCAAGAAAAGGGAAUAAAGCUCGUUAGGAAAUAUGCUAAUCCUUGCAGAUCAUUGGCUUUUUUUGUUCUUUUCAUAAUGGGAUUCAUAAGUUUGGUGUUCUUUAUUCAACCUCCCUUCCACCACUUUGGACUUUUGAGUGUUCUUCAACUUUAAUUUACUUUAGUUAUGGUUUGUUGAGAAGAAAAUAUUUGUAUAUAUUGUCAAAAUAUUAUAUGUGCCUCUCUAGAGUGUGGUUUGCAAGGGCAUGAUAUACAGUCAAGAUAACUAUAUACCUUCUAUUUAAGUUUUAGUUUACAAUUUUGUCUCAUUUUAACA
Cucumis sativus (cucumber) is the source of this 1710-nucleotide messenger RNA. Its product is annotated as RHOMBOID-like protein 9, chloroplastic. The record is from RefSeq and is a predicted model, not a curated record. Gene Ontology annotation, cellular component: membrane. The coding region runs from base 4 to 1548 and encodes 514 amino acids. NCBI's taxonomy places the organism in Eukaryota, Viridiplantae, Streptophyta, Magnoliopsida, Cucurbitales, Cucurbitaceae. Gene Ontology annotation, molecular function: serine-type endopeptidase activity. The transcript has 6 exons.